Chiloscyllium plagiosum (whitespotted bambooshark) is the source of this 2640-nucleotide messenger RNA. Its product is annotated as mast cell protease 1A-like. Gene Ontology annotation, molecular function: serine-type endopeptidase activity. Gene Ontology annotation, biological process: proteolysis. NCBI's taxonomy places the organism in Eukaryota, Metazoa, Chordata, Chondrichthyes, Orectolobiformes, Hemiscylliidae. The record is from RefSeq and is a predicted model, not a curated record.
CAUAACAACUUUUAUUGCAACUAAGUCUGCACAGAUAGCAGAGGUGUUGGAAAGGAUUCAAUGUAUUGCUUUAUAAUUUAGUGAAACCACUUCCUUAUGCAAAGACCAGCAGACUAUUGUAUCAAUCUGUUUCCAUGGCCAACGUGUACAAAAUGCUCAAUCUGUUUCGUGUGAAGUUACUAACUUUUAAAAUAUUGCUUUUGACUCUGCGUGGCUAUGUUUGCACAGAAAUUAUUGGAGGCCAUGAGGUUAAACCUCAUUCUAGGCCAUACAUGGCAUCGAUCCAGAUGUACAAACAACAUAUAUGUGGAGGAGCUCUGAUCACACCAAGAUGGGUACUGACUGCAGCACACUGUAAAAUGCUUGGUCAAAUGACCCAGUUUCAAGUGGUCCUUGGAGCUCAUUCGCUUUCUAAGAAGCAAAAAUGGAAAAAGACAAUUAAUGUGAAAAAGGCAUUUCCUCACCCAAAGUUUGAUAUGCAAACUGCCAAAAAUGACAUCAUGCUGCUUCAGUUGGCUACUAAAGCUAAUUUGAACAAGUAUGUGAAAAGCCUAAAGCUGCCUGAAUCAACAGAAGAUGUCAAAGCAGGAACAGUUUGCACUGUUGCAGGAUGGGGAUCAACUGACCCAAAUGUCUUGAAAGCAUCAGAUACCCUCAGGGAAGUAGACAUAACCGUCAUUGACAGGAAAGUUUGCAACAAUAAAGCAUACUAUGGCCAUGAUCCUACCAUAACAAAGGACAUGCUAUGUGCUGGAGAUAAUAAAGGAAGAAAGGAUUCAUGUGCAGGAGAUUCUGGUGGGCCAUUAAUAUGUAUGAUGCAAAACAAGUAUGCUGAGUACAAGGGCAUUGUUUCAGCUGGCAAAGAAUGUGGAGAACCUACCAAGCCUGGCAUAUAUACUCGUUUAUCCAAGGAAUACCUCAACUGGAUCAAAAAACUUACCAGAAUUAAAAACUAUAACUUGACAAAAAAUCAAAGCUGUCAUUGGCUUGCAGAAUUAUCUGGAUCCAAGUGGAAAGAAUCAGCGUCCUUAAUAAUAGCUGCAAGUCUCAUUAAUGACAUCACUCAUUUUACUACAUGUCAAUAUUUUCUGAAGUAUGAUUACUGUAAUAACAUCCUGAACCAGUUGCAGGAUAAUCAAAUGUCUGGAGGAUUCCAGAUGUUAAUAGCUUGUAUGAAUUCAUUAUUUGCUGACAACAGCACAUCACAAAUUCAUCGAUGGAGAGAUGAUAGAACAAUGCUGUCCAGUGAAGCAAAAAUCAACAAAUAUGUCAAUUUGCUCAAACUACCAAAUGACAAGAAAACAGACGUGAAACCUGGAACUUCCUGCAAGGUGGCAGGAUGGGGAAUAACGUCUAUAUACUCCAAGUCUCCAUCUGACACACUUCAACAAGUGAAGCUGAAAGUAAUAGAUCGGUGUAUAUGCAACAGUGAGGAGUACUACAAUCGUAAACCUGUAGUAACCAAGGACAUGAUCUGUGUUGGUGACAGCAAAGCCCAAAGAGACUCAUGCAAUGGUGAUUCAGGCGGUCCUUUAAUUUGCAACAAGAAAUACAAAGGCAUUGUGUCAUACGGCCGAGGAUGUGCAGAUCCCAAAAAGCCUGGGAUUUACACUCUCAUAUCAAAGAAAUACCUUGACUGGAUUGCAAAAAUAAUUGAGGCAACAAUGAAAUCAUUACAAUACAAUCUGUUUAUUUAUUUGAUUGUUCUUUCCCGAUCUCCAACUUAUCAUGGUGUGGAAAUUAUUGGAGGACAUGAAGUUGAACCCCAUUCAAGACCUUAUAUGGUCUCUAUCCAAGAUUAUAAUUGUAAAGCAAAGUGUUACACACACCAUUGUGGAGGGGCUUUGAUCAGUCCCAAAUGGAUACUGACAGCAGCACAUUGUAAAUUGCAUAGACAGUUUCAAGUUGUUCUUGGAGCACAUUCUCUUAAACAGAAUGAGAAAAGUCAACAAAUACUUCGGGUCAAGAAGCAGUAUCCACAUCCAGAAUUUGACAAUAUAAUUCCAGACAAUGACAUCAUGCUACUUGAACUUUCCGGCAAAGCAAAGCUUAACAAAUAUGUGCAACUGCUUGAACUACCGAAAAAUAACAGUGAAGAUGUGAAACCUGGAACUCUCUGUACAGUGGCAGGAUGGGGAGCAACAGCAAAAUUAAAACCUCCAUCCGAGACACUUCGAGAAGUGAAGCUAAGUGUAAUAGAUAGGAAAGAAUGCAAAGUUAAGGAUCGUUCUUCUAAUUGUGAGCUUGUAAUAACUAAGGAUAUGAUCUGUGUUGGUGACAGCAAACACAAAAAAGACUCAUACAAAGGUGAUUCAGGUGGUCCUUUAAUUUGUAACAACAAGUACAAAGGCAUUGUGUCGUAUGGUCCUCCUGAUCUAACCACCAAAGAGCCUGGGAUUUACACUCGCAUAUCAAAGAAAUAUCUUGACUGGAUUGCAAAUAUAAUUGGUGUUGAAACUUCCAAUAUGACAGCUGAAGGUUUCUACUGAGUGUUGAGUCUCACUGCUACUUGAUUUUGCUUUUAUCAACUUGUCAUUAAAUUGCUUUGCUUCAGGAAGGACCUGCAUUCUCUUUACUCAUGCCUUUGCUGCACUGUACCACAUUCAGGUAUAAUAAAACUGAAAUGUGAAAUUCUCAAUA